This is a messenger RNA of Durio zibethinus, 1607 nucleotides long. RefSeq names its product CAP (Cysteine-rich secretory proteins, Antigen 5, and Pathogenesis-related 1 protein) superfamily protein. The record is from RefSeq and is a predicted model, not a curated record. Lineage: Eukaryota; Viridiplantae; Streptophyta; Magnoliopsida; Malvales; Malvaceae.
UUACUCUUGAAAGUAGAUGUGGCCCGAUACAGAUUAAAACGGGCCAUUUAGGAGACAGGCUCAUCUGGGAAAACACUUGCUUUAUCCCUUUAGUUCUGGUAAGUGGUUAAUAAAUUACUAAAUGCACGUCACAUGGACAAACAUGGUCACGUGCAAAUUGCAAUGAUCCAAGGGAAAUCUCAACUCUUUGAUUAAUCUAGCUUGCCAGAUCUUAUCAACUUAGUUAAACGACAAUAAAAUGCACUGGUCCCCAGAAACUCGACCUGUUUCAGUGGCAUAACCCGACGUAAGCUGUUUCUCGCUGAGCACAUUGUCCCCAUUUCCAAUUCCCAGGUACCGCACGCCUCUGCCUACACAUUGAUCGUGAUCUCUUUUUCAAUCUUCCUAUGAUCAUCAAUUCAGUUCCUAAAGCCAAGAAGGGUAAACCGGCAAUGUUACCCCAAGACAAAAAAAAAAAAAAAAUCAUGUUAAGCAUAAUUUAUGAGACAGCCUAAUAACAAUGACAUCCUCAAAUCACACUUACAAGGGGUCAAGUGUAAUAAUUUCUUCCAACAGAACAUAGCCAUCCUUGGAUGUCUAUAAAUUAUUUCUAUCAGCAGAACUGGCAAUCACAGCACAAUAAUAGACAGCAGAGAAUGGCCUACGCCUUGGUUGCAGUUCUAUUUCUAGCUAUUUCCCACAACACAGCCCUGGGGGUACCAGCAGCGAGCCCUGGCAUCAUGGCUCCAGCUGUGCUGCCAAGUGCAGCCAGAGAAUUCCUGGAAGCACACAACCAAGCAAGAGCCGCAGUUGGGGUUGGACCUCUCAAGUGGAGUGAGCAAUUAGCCAAUGCCACAAGCCUCCUUGCUAGUUACCAGAGGAACAAAAUGGGUUGUCAGUUUGCAAACCUGACAGAUCACAAGUAUGGAGCGAACCAGUUACGGGGCAGUGGAGCAGCCGUGACGCCACGCUUGGCAGUCGAUACAUGGGUGAAAGAGAAGACUUACUAUGAUUAUGCCAGCAAUUCUUGUGCUCCGAAUCAUAGGUGUGGAGUCUACACGCAAGUGGUUUGGAAGAACUCGUCGGAGCUGGGGUGUGCACAAGUCACGUGCAAGGACCAAAUUACUUUAACUAUUUGUUUCUAUAAUCCUCCUGGAAAUUAUGUUGGAGAGAGGCCAUACUAGAAAAUUAGCUAUACAUAGCUUGUUUUAGGAUCUGAUCUGGGUAAUAUAUGUCUUGAUUCCUGAAAGCUUUGAGAGGGCCAGCUUGAUUUAGUCUCCUGUACUGGAUGUAAGUAGAGAACGAUGUUGUAUAUCAUCCGAUGUCCAUAAUUUGGAUCCUGAAUAACGCCAAUAAUUGUUGUGAAAAGGUUUCUCUCAUACAUUUUUCUUUCAUUUUCUUUACAAUUUGGGGAGAGCGUGACCACUUUUUUAAGAAUGAUUAAUCAUGAAAUUAACCAUUAAAAGUGGGGGUGAGACUUGGGAGAUUCAAGCUAUAAUGUUGAACUUGAUCACUGAAAGGAGCAACCAAAAUGAGAUCCAAUAAUUCAGGUGAAUGCUUUGAGCAGCUGAAAUGGAGAUCGUACCGUGGCUAAAACUGAUGCACUCGACCGACAGAAUAGAACCCGU